AUGAGGUCUGUACUUCACAAAAUACUUUUUUUGCUGAGUAACUCAAUAUUUGUCAGUCGUUUCCUAAGUAGGCUUCAUCAACUCAAAUCCAGUGGAUAUGCACGUCUGAGCGCAGGUCUCAAAGUUGCCCUUUUCAUACUCGCAUCCCUCAAAACAGUGUUGCAGUCGUUUCUGAAAUUGCCAACCCCAAACUACCGAAAAUUUAUUAAUUUCGCUUUCCAUAAAAUUUUUAACAUUUUCAACUGGCCGAGUACAGUUUUCCGAACAAUUCUCGACCUGCCUUUGAGGCCAGUGGACCCCUCGGUAUUUUGUUGGUCAAUAUCGAGAACUAAACGGUGUGGAGUGCUGGCUAUAAAAAUCGGUCUGCUUCCCCAAUGGCUGAAAAGUGGGAAACAAAUCUACACGACAGUCCUUCAGGUGUCCACCACAAUCCACAUCCACAGAGUGGACAGAGGGUUCCAAGGGGUGAUGAAGAGGUGGGGGUUUUCGGGGGGUCCUGCUGGGCAUGGAAGUACAAAAUUCCACAGGAGGGCGGGGGCGCCUGGAAAGAUGUUGAAGGGGACCAAAAUGCCAGGACAUAUGGGGAAUGAAUUGGUGACUACGUUGAGUCUUCAAAUUUGGCGAGUCAUUCCCGAACAUGACAUUCUUUUUGUGUCUGGACCUGGAAUUCCUGGCCCCAAUCAUUCAUUCGUUCGAGUCUGGGAUUGUUGUGGAGCCAAAACUAUUGAGAAAAUUGUUGAGAGCAAACGAUUUCCUCAUGUCCCUACUUAUUCGUCUGAUGACUUGUGUUUAAAUGAGGCUUUCGAUGAAGCCAUUUCUCAAUUUUCUGAACCAUCGAUUGUGUUUUAA
Messenger RNA from Octopus sinensis (East Asian common octopus), 849 nucleotides. RefSeq names its product 39S ribosomal protein L3, mitochondrial-like. The transcript is spliced from 5 exons. Bases 1 to 849 code for a protein of 282 amino acids. Gene Ontology annotation, cellular component: ribosome; mitochondrial large ribosomal subunit. The record is from RefSeq and is a predicted model, not a curated record. Gene Ontology annotation, molecular function: structural constituent of ribosome. Lineage: Eukaryota; Metazoa; Mollusca; Cephalopoda; Octopoda; Octopodidae. Gene Ontology annotation, biological process: translation.